CACCAUUUAUGUUUACCUGUGGACUUAGAAAAAGUUGAGAGCGCUGUGCAUUCCCAGGCCUAUUGUGGCGUUAUUAUUAAUUUCCGACAAGUAGUGUAAUCAUUAGAAAUGAUGUGAAUAGUGAGAAGAACAAAAUGAGCCUGCAGAAGAUGUGUGAGUCAGGCCUGAUGAGCAAGCUGAGGACCAAAUGGCUAUCAGAUGGAAUCUCAACGUGUGGCAGGAAGACUAAAAAUCACAGCCAGCCUCUCUGAUGUGGCUGCAAUCUUCAUCCUCUUGAUGUGUGGUGCAGCAUUUAGCUAUCUGCUGCUGCUGCUGCUGGAGUAUGUGCCAAACUAUACAGCCAUCAUCAACACGUGCAACUUGUGGAGAAACUUUGAUGACAUUCAGGAUUCUUGGGAGUCUGUUCAGCGAAUCAUUGAUUACUAUGGAGACAAUCAAGAUGAGAUAGUUGCCAAUGCUGGGCUAGGCCACUGGAAUGAUCCUGACAUGCUUAUUAUUGGCAACUUUGGAUUGAGCUACGAACAGUCUAAGUCCCAGAUGGCAAUGCGGGCAAUCUUUGCAGCACCUCUGCUCAUGUCUGUGGAUCUGAGAACAAUCAGGCCAGAGUACAAGGCAAUCCUGCAGAAUCGUGCUGUUAUUGCUGUUAAUCAAGAUCCUCUGGGCCUGCAAGGCAAGAGAAUCUAUAAGGACAAGGGAAUUGAGAUGUCGGCCCGUCCCAUCAUGCCACUGUCUGGCAUCCACUACUCCUAUGCCAUCGCCUUCCUCAACCACCGCACAGAUGGCACACCCUCCGAGGCAAGUAUCUGCUUUUUGACGGCAUUGACCACAUAGUCGACCUCCUUUUCUGCUGAUUCUAAUAGACCCAGAACUGCACACAUGGUAAUAGUUCCUGUAUGAUUCAUAAACUCCUGAAUGACUCGGCAGUUUCUUUCUUCGUAAGUUAGUACAAGAUUUUGUUUCACAUAGCUGUAACACAAUUUAUUUAUAAAGGGAAGAGAUCUCAUUUCAGAGAUCAUUUCAGAGAGCUUGAUCUUUUUAUAGGGAAGAGUGGUAGUCUGCCUACUUGUGAUGCUUUCUUAUGUACUUUCUUAUCUAAAAGUAAUGAAAAUUAAAUGUCAUCUAAGGAAACUACAGUAAUAGAAAUUCUCACUUUCCAGUUGUGUCUUGAGUAAGUUCAGUUAAAGAACUUUGUUUGA
Molecule: messenger RNA, 1196 nt
Organism: Scylla paramamosain (green mud crab)
Lineage: Eukaryota; Metazoa; Arthropoda; Malacostraca; Decapoda; Portunidae
Product: alpha-N-acetylgalactosaminidase-like
Exons: 5
Coding region: 199-831 (210 amino acids)
Biological process (GO): glycoside catabolic process; oligosaccharide metabolic process
Cellular component (GO): cytoplasm
Molecular function (GO): alpha-galactosidase activity
Source: RefSeq, a predicted model, not a curated record